Molecule: messenger RNA, 2288 nt
Organism: Medioppia subpectinata
Lineage: Eukaryota; Metazoa; Arthropoda; Arachnida; Sarcoptiformes; Oppiidae
Source: the annotation of a GenBank genome assembly
GAGUGGUACGAGUCGUGCGAUUGAAGACGUAUUGAGAAACUGAAUGUGAAUUUGAUUUGAUUUCACGCUUUGUUUUGAAUUGUAUUUCAUUUGCGAAUGCAUUGAGUGUUGAGAGGAAGUGAUCACUACUUCAUUCCCAACACAUUGUCUUCGCAGCCCUUUUCACACCACAAAUGACUUUAGGUUUGCAUAAAAGUCACGUCUUUUACGCCAAUAAUAAGAGAGAGUCACUGAAGAGACCGUUUGAUGGCAUGAAUGGCAUGACCGGCGCUGAAGACACCAUCGGCUCAUACAAUCACUUUCACCACAACAACAGUUAUGAGUCGUUACCACCGAAACGACCGCGAAAUACAUUGACCGCCGAAGACAACGCUUCCGCUAUAAUAAAUACACAGCGAAAUCAAACGUUUAUUGCGAAAUCAGUGACAAUAAUGAAAGAUUUUUGGGGAAACCUUUUCCCCAAGAAUUCAGAGCCACGAGUGAUGCCAUCGGAGGCCACCCCUCACUCCUCCCAUCAGUCAAACCAAUUGGUGUCCGAAAGCAAUACAAUCGCAACCGAUGUCUACAAUCGGCGCGAGAUUAACGCGAGUGACCCGUUCUCGACAAGACAUGCGUUUGGCGACACUUGUGGCCACUCCUCGACGGUUACCUCUUUUCGAGACAACAGAUCCCAUAAGAAAAGCGGUCGUCUUUUUAAUUCAUUUCGUAUGAAUGAGAAGAAUCAAUACAAACGUCUUUUAGACACUCAUUUGGGACCCAAAUUCAAAUUUCAAAAGCCCAAGAAAGCGGUCAACAGAUCCCAUAUUGUGGUCGAUUUGACACAAACAAUGGCAUCGAAAUCUGAUUACAGGAGCUUUCAAACUCCACAAACGACUCCAUUCUCUGUGGAGGUAUUGGACACGAAAGCGAAGACAUGUUUAAUCGAUAGAAUCAAAAGCCAUGGAAUCGCUGCCAAUCCUACCAUUCGUUUGAACACAACUAAUGAAACGCCUUUCGGUGUGAAAGGCUAUCAGUUCUCAUAUCCAUCGUAUUCGACCCCAAAGUCGGCUCUCUUUACCAAAAGUGAAUCCCAAAAGAGUUAUUCAUUUCAAUCAUCACAAACGCCACAUCCGUUGCCCGAAACGAGUAUACAAUUCAAUGCGUUAACGGAACAGAAUAAGAAUCUAUUGGACAGCAAAUGGAUUCAAGAUAUGAAGAACAGCUUAAACGCCGACACAGAGAGACUCGAAAGAGAUAUCACGAAAUCUGAACAAAAUAGGGAUCAAAUGAAAGCCAAACGAGAGAAAGACGAGAGAUUGUUGAGUCCUCUGCUUCUGAAACCCAUCACACGAACAGAACUCAAUCCAUUCAUACCUUAUAUCGAUAUCAAUACCACUUUUGACAGCGAAGAAGUGGAAGAAGAGGAUGAGGACGAAGAGAGCGCACCCAUCGAUAUGCCACAACUCACACCUGAAAUGGACAAUGAAAUUGAUAAUGCGUUAGAGAGCGGCAAAAAUGUACUUCUCGUUAAACACGAGGCAUACGGCGAGAUAUACGGCAAAGACAUUGUUACUCUUAAGGGACUCAAUUGGCUUAACGACGAGAUUAUCAACUUUUACAUGAGUCUCAUCGUCGAGAGGGGCAAAAACGACAACUUCAGGACAGUUCACGCUUUCAACACAUUCUUCUAUAAGAAGAUCAAAGAUAACGGACCGCAGAGUCUGAAGCGAUGGACACGAAAAUUAGAUGUCUUCGCAAACGAUUACAUAUUCAUUCCCAUCCAUUUGGGAAUGCAUUGGUGUCUCGCCGUAAUUGAUUUGAUGAAUAAACGGAUUCAAUAUUACGACUCGAUGGGCGGCACAAACAUGGAUUGCGUUCAGUCGUUGUUUGAAUGGCUGUCGUGUGAAAGUGUGGACAAGAAGAAGGUGUCGUUACAGGCGAGUGAAUGGGUGCUCGAAAUGGCGCUAAACAUUCCGCAACAGAUGAAUGGCAGUGACUGUGGAAUGUUUGCCUGUAAAUUCGCGGAAUACAUCUCAAGAGAUGCCACCAUCACAUUCACUCAGGCUCACAUGCCUUACUUCAGACGGCGAAUGGUUUACGAGAUUUUGAACAAAAGAUUCGCUGGUCAUCUCAGUGUUGCCAAAACCGAUCCCAACGCCUGCAUAUCGACCUUUUCCGCACUGCAUGACUGCAUCAUAAAAACACAAACAUUUUCUGAGGAAGUGAUAGAACUGGUGCUCCAGUACUGUCUGACUGAGUGGUGCACUGUGUGUGCACUGCUAUGUCCUGUCGAUCGAGACUACAUCUAA